Molecule: messenger RNA, 800 nt
Organism: Triticum dicoccoides
Lineage: Eukaryota; Viridiplantae; Streptophyta; Magnoliopsida; Poales; Poaceae
Product: putative cyclin-dependent kinase F-2
Exons: 1
Coding region: 44-643 (199 amino acids)
Biological process (GO): regulation of mitotic cell cycle; protein phosphorylation
Cellular component (GO): nucleus
Molecular function (GO): ATP binding; protein serine/threonine kinase activity
Source: RefSeq, a predicted model, not a curated record
CGUCGACAUCCUGGACGUGGCGACGGACGCCGACACGGGGGACAUGUUCCUCGUCAUGGAGCUCGUCGCCGGCGGGCUCACCCUGCGCGAGCACCUCUACAAGCCUCUCUCGGAGGACGUGGCCCGCGUGAUGAUGCGGCAGCUCCUGGACGCGGCCGAGAGGCUGCACGGAGCCGGCGUCGUCCAUCGGGACAUCAAGCCCGAGAACGUCCUCGUCACCAUGUUCGGCGAGCUGAAGGUGGGCGACUUCGGGUCGGCGACGCGCCGGAGGCCGCCCGGUGUGCCGUACGAGAAGUGCCGCGUGGGCACGCUGAUCUACACCUCGCCGGAGCAGCUGGAGGGGAACCGGUGCUACGGGCAGGCCGUGGACAUGUGGGCGCUCGGGUGCAUCAUGGCUGAGCUCCUGGCCGACGGGACCCUGUUCGUGGGAGACACGGAGGAGGGCAUGGUCGCCGAGAUGGCCAAGCUACGAGAGCAGAUCGCCUCCACGGGGAAGAUGGACCUGGAGUGGUUCCCGGAUCUUUCGGAAGCCGGGCACGGCCUCCUCACUGGCAUGCUUGCAUUCGACCCCGACCAGAGGCUCACGGCGGUGGAAGCGCUUCACCAUCGGUGGUUCAACAACAACGAGGCCUCUGCUUCGUGACUGUUAAGUUAAUUAGCUUCAUUAGACCGAUGGACGAAAUGUUCAGUGCAUUGCUCUGUGGUGUCCCAGAGUUAGCUUAAUUAUCCUGCAACCCUUCUGCAGGUUUGUUUUGGGGAAAAGGUUUGGAUAAAUUUAAGCGUGUAUGCACCAACUUAAU